UUCGUCGUCCAGUUUGACCAUUUGAUUUUUUUUCUCCUCUUCUCUCGUUCAUUCUAUUACGAGAAAACCUCAUUCUUCAAGUCGUUCGCAAGAUCAAAAAUUAAAUGCAAUCGGUCUCGUUUUCGUCGGUUUCGCCCAUUAACUAUUUUAUGCGUGGUGCACUUUACAAGUGAAGGAAUUGGGCAAUCAUACCUGUUAUACCGAUCAUCUCAUUUGGCUCAACGAUUGCAACAUCAGGCCUUGAACUCUCAUCAUGUCUGACAAGCCUGUCUUUUUAGCCACGCACCCACGUGCUUGCUCCACUGCUUUUGAAAGGAUCUUCAUGACUCGUCGGGAUGUUCUUCAAUGUGCCCACGAACCAUUCGGUGACAGCUUCUACUACGGUCCAGAAAGACUUAGUGAGCGAUAUGCCAAUGAUGAAGCCGGCAGAGAGAGCAGUGGCUUUUCCAAGACCACCUAUCGUGAUGUCCUGAACCGCCUGGAAAGAGAUGGCAGCGAGGGCAAGCGUGUUUUCAUAAAGGAUAUGGCUUACUACCUGAUGCCACCAAAUGGAGCACCCCCUACAAUCGUCCCGUCUCUCAAAAAGAGCGACGAUUACGCCGAGAAGGGGAACCCAACGGUUGUUCCUUUAGAUAUUCUGAAGAAGUUCCACUGGACCUUUCUCAUCCGUCACCCGAGACGAGGGAUACCUUCGUACUACCGGUGUUGCGUGCCUCCGUUAGAUGAAGUCACUGGUUUCAAGGAGUUCAUGCCGAAUGAGGCUGGUUACGUAGAACUACGCCGGCUAUUCGACUACCUGCGAGAGCAGAAGAUGGUCGGACCAUGCAUGGCCGGGGAAUCGAACGGGAACAGCGAUGGAGAAAUCACCAUCACCGUCAUCGACGCCGAUGAUUUGCUCGACCACCCGGGACCCGUCGCCAAGGCAUUCUGCAAAGAGACCGGGAUCGAAUACAAGCCGGAAAUGCUUACCUGGGACGAUUCCGAUAACCAGCAAUACGUUUCUCAGGCGUUUGAGAAAUGGAACGGCUUCCACAACGACGCAAUUCACAGCAAGAGUCUCACUGCUAGGACCCAAGCUCACAAAACUGUCACCGAGGAAUCUGAAAAUGAGGAAUGGAGACAGAAGUUUGGAGAUGAGGCCCAGAAGGUGAUCAGAGCUUGCGUGGAUGAAAAUGUUCCACACUACGAGUAUCUGAAGUCUUUCGCUCUGAAGUUUUAGAUCGGGAUUUAUUUUAAUCUGUAAUGCCUGCCAGGUUAUGAUACAUAAAUGAUACAUCAAACGACAU
Molecule: messenger RNA, 1286 nt
Organism: Annulohypoxylon maeteangense
Lineage: Eukaryota; Fungi; Ascomycota; Sordariomycetes; Xylariales; Hypoxylaceae
Product: P-loop containing nucleoside triphosphate hydrolase protein
Exons: 4
Coding region: 254-1219 (321 amino acids)
Source: RefSeq, a predicted model, not a curated record